Cebus imitator (Panamanian white-faced capuchin) is the source of this 1609-nucleotide messenger RNA. RefSeq names its product NEDD8 activating enzyme E1 subunit 1 (gene NAE1). The record is from RefSeq and is a predicted model, not a curated record. Gene Ontology annotation, biological process: protein ubiquitination; DNA damage response; protein neddylation. Gene Ontology annotation, cellular component: cytoplasm; nucleus. Gene Ontology annotation, molecular function: ubiquitin activating enzyme activity; NEDD8 activating enzyme activity. The coding region runs from base 109 to 1482 and encodes 457 amino acids. The transcript is spliced from 18 exons. Lineage: Eukaryota; Metazoa; Chordata; Mammalia; Primates; Cebidae.
GGUGGCGGCGGAGGGGCGCUCAAUGCGCCUGCGCGCUGGUAGAGCUGGUAGCGGCGCUCCGUAGGGGUUCCGCGGUUCUCCGCGGUUCUCCGCGCGGCGGGCGCGGCCAUGGCGCAGCCGGGGAAGCUGCUCAAGGAGCAGAAGUACGACCGGCAGCUGAGGUUGUGGGGUGAUCAUGGGCAAGAGGCUUUAGAAUCUGCUCAUGUUUGCCUAAUAAACGCAACAGCCACAGGAACUGAAAUUCUUAAAAACUUGGUACUACCAGGUGUUGGUUCGUUUACGAUUAUUGAUGGAAAUCAGGUCAGCGGAGAAGAUGCCGGAAACAAUUUCUUCCUUCAAAGAAGCAGUAUCGGCAAGAACCGAGCUCAAGCUGCCAUGGAAUUCUUACAAGAAUUAAAUAGUGAUGUCUCUGGAAGUUUUGUGGAAGAGAGUCCAGAAAACCUUCUAGACAAUGAUCCUUCAUUUUUCUGUAGGUUUACUGUUGUGGUUGCAACUCAGCUUCCUGAAAGUUUCACAGUAAUAGAAUCUCAUCCAGAUAAUGCGUUAGAGGAUCUACGACUAGAUAAGCCAUUUCCUGAACUGAGAGAACAUUUUCAGUCCUAUGAUUUGGAUCAUAUGGAAAAAAAGGACCAUAGCCAUACUCCAUGGAUUGUGAUCAUAGCGAAAUAUUUAGCACAGUGGUAUAGUGAAACAAAUGGACGAAUACCUAAAACGUAUAAAGAAAAAGAGGACUUCAGAGAUUUGAUUAGACAAGGAAUUCUAAAGAAUGAAAAUGGGGCUCCAGAAGAUGAAGAGAAUUUUGAAGAAGCUAUUAAAAAUGUGAACACAGCACUAAAUACAACUCAGAUCCCAAGCAGUAUUGAAGAUAUAUUUAAUGAUGAUCGCUGCAUAAAUAUCACCAAACAGACUCCAUCAUUUUGGAUUUUAGCUCGUGCCUUAAAGGAAUUUGUGGCCAAAGAGGGUCAAGGAAAUUUACCUGUUCGAGGCACAAUUCCUGAUAUGAUUGCAGAUUCAGGCAAAUAUAUAAAACUGCAAAACAUUUACCGUGAAAAAGCAAAGAAAGAUGCUGCCGCUGUAGGUAAUCAUGUUGCCAAAUUGCUGCAGUCCAUUGGCCAGGCACCAGAGUCCAUUUCAGAGAAAGAAUUAAAAUUACUCUUUUUCCAUGGCCUCAGUGGUGUAGAUAUAAUUAUGGAAUUUUCAUUUUUAGGGGUAUCUAACUAUCAAGUUGAAGAAGAUAUAGGAAGGUUGAAGUCUUGUCUCACUGGCUUCCUUCAGGAAUAUGGUUUAUCUGUAAUGGUGAAAGAUGAUUAUGUCCAUGAAUUUUGCCGAUAUGGAGCUGCUGAGCCACAUACCAUUGCUGCAUUCUUGGGGGGAGCUGCUGCUCAAGAGGUCAUCAAAAUAAUCACGAAACAAUUUGUAAUUUUUAAUAAUACUUACAUUUACAGUGGCAUGUCACAAACUUCAGCAACUUUCCUGUUGUAGAGUAAGCACCUUAGACGGUGUGUUAAUGAUUGAAACUGUAAUUGCCUUUGGGUUGUGCUUUGGUCUGUAAAAUUCUAAAGGAGAGCUGCUAAAUUGUUUCAUUAAUAAACAUUUUUCUCAUUUGUAA